GGCCCCGCUGGGCCACGUGGCAUCUGUCGGGGCAGGAGAGCACCCAUACAAUGGAGGGUGUCAUCAUCAGCGGCGGCGGCAGUAGCAGCGGCAGUAGCAGCGGCAACAGCGGCAGCAUCAUCACCAUCAGCGGCGGCGGCGGCGUCGGCGUCGGGCAACGCAAGCGCCUGCGCGCGAGACGACAACUCUCCGAGCGGGGCCAGCGGAGGAAGCGACCGGGCGGAGGAGGUCGCCGGGGCCGCGGCCAAGGUCAGGGCCGGCGGCGGCAGCGGCAGCAGCAGCAGCAGCAGCGAGUGACAACGCCGAGCCCCGAGCGAGCCCACGGCGGGGCGGACCUCAACACGGCGGCGGCCGAGUGCGUGCUGCAGCAGCUCUUCCUCACGGUGCCCGAGCUGGGCCUGGGCUACGACUCGGACGAGGUGGUGCCCUUCUACUACUGCAGCGGCGCGUGCCACGCACGCCCCACCAACUACGACCUCGUGGUGUCUCACCUGGCACGCACGCGGCGCCAGUCGAUGGGCGGCGUCGACGCUCGCCGCUGCUGCCGCCCGGUGGAGUUCCACGACCUCGCGUUCUUCGACAAGGGGAACCAGCCGCGCGUCGUCAGGAACUUCCUGGCGUCGGCGUGCGCCUGCGUGGGGUGACACGCGU
Molecule: messenger RNA, 651 nt
Organism: Petromyzon marinus (sea lamprey)
Lineage: Eukaryota; Metazoa; Chordata; Hyperoartia; Petromyzontiformes; Petromyzontidae
Gene: GDNF
Product: glial cell derived neurotrophic factor
Molecular function (GO): receptor tyrosine kinase binding; glial cell-derived neurotrophic factor receptor binding; growth factor activity
Source: RefSeq, a predicted model, not a curated record